CCUCACUUCCCAAAACCAGGAAUAAUGUUUCAAGACAUAACAACUCUGUUAUUGGACCACAAAGCUUUCAAGUACACUGUUGACAUCUUUGUUGAUCGAUACAGAGACAUGGGUAUCUCCGUUGUAGCUGGAGUUGAAGCUAGAGGAUUUAUGUUUGGUCCUUCGAUUGCGUUGGCAAUUGGUGCAAAAUUUGUUCCACUGCGUAAACCAAAAAAGUUGCCAGGGGAAGUUAUCUCUGAAAAGUAUGAGCUCGAGUAUGGUACUGAUUGUUUAGAGAUGCACCUUGGGGCUGUUCAACCCAGGGAACGUGUGUUGGUCAUUGAUGAUUUAGUGGCUACAGGGGGGACCCUAUCUGCAGCAAUAAGGCUUUUAGAACGUGUUGGGGCUGAAGUAGUUGAAUGUGCAUGUGUUAUUGGGUUGCCAGAGGUCAAGGGAGAGAGCAGGCUAAAUGGAAAGCCACUAUAUGUCCUUGUUGAGCCUCGCCAGUAGACAAUUUAUGUGGGUUAUCUACUAGGAGCUACCUACAAUGGAGCAGUUAUGAACACUUGGAUGGUUGGCGUCGCCGUUAUCAUCAAAUCCUCAUUUUGACCUGGGUAUCAGGUGAAUGACUUGGUGAUUAUUCCCAAAGACACAAGUACUUCAACGGUCAGUAAAGGGCGAAGAUGUAAAACUAAAUAUGAUUAGAAGGUGUUCAAACUAUGUAAACUAGGGUUUGAGAAGUCAUCUGGUCCACAUCGGCCACCUAGUGUUACAAUGCUUUGGUUAACAAGCAGCUAGGUUUCAUUUUUAUUAUCCUAUUUUUUUUUUCUUGGCAAGGUUUGUUCAUGGUACAGCUUUCCUGUAGAUUUUAUUUGUACUAUGUUAAAUCUGUACAAUAUUUUAAACGAAACAUGAAUAUUUUGCUUUGGAAAUAUGUGGUGAUUUGUUUUUCAAAA
Camellia sinensis is the source of this 935-nucleotide messenger RNA. RefSeq names its product adenine phosphoribosyltransferase 5. The record is from RefSeq and is a predicted model, not a curated record. Gene Ontology annotation, cellular component: cytosol; cytoplasm. Gene Ontology annotation, biological process: adenine salvage. Gene Ontology annotation, molecular function: adenine phosphoribosyltransferase activity. NCBI's taxonomy places the organism in Eukaryota, Viridiplantae, Streptophyta, Magnoliopsida, Ericales, Theaceae.